Molecule: messenger RNA, 414 nt
Organism: Setaria italica (foxtail millet)
Lineage: Eukaryota; Viridiplantae; Streptophyta; Magnoliopsida; Poales; Poaceae
Product: AP2/ERF and B3 domain-containing protein Os01g0141000-like
Exons: 2
Coding region: 1-414 (137 amino acids)
Molecular function (GO): DNA-binding transcription factor activity; DNA binding
Source: RefSeq, a predicted model, not a curated record
AUGGACGAGGAUCGCCGGCUCCCCGACGACACGGUCGUGGAUCGGAGGUUGUCCCAGCUGCCAAUAAGCCCCUUACUCGCGUUGGCUUCUCAUUGCAUUCACGCCGAGAAGCACUUCCCGCUCAAGCGCGUGCCGGAGGCCGCCACCGGUGAGGGCGUGCUCCUCAACUUCGAGGAUAGCGAGGGAAAGGUGUGGCGGUUCCGGUACUCUUACUGGAACAGCAGCCAGAGCUACGUCCUCACCAAGGGCUGGAGCCGCUUUGUUGGGGAGAAGGGCCUCCGAGUCGGCGACACCAUCGUCUUCUCGCACUCCACGUACGGCGAGGAGAGGCAGCUCUUGAUCGAUUGCAGGAAGACAAGACGGCCGCCACCGACGUGGUGCCGACGCCGGCCGCCGCGCCGGCGGAGAAGCUAA